Molecule: messenger RNA, 880 nt
Organism: Lactuca sativa (garden lettuce)
Lineage: Eukaryota; Viridiplantae; Streptophyta; Magnoliopsida; Asterales; Asteraceae
Product: DNA-directed RNA polymerase subunit beta
Source: RefSeq, a predicted model, not a curated record
AAAUUAAACGAGGGUUUUUUUUUUGGACUUCAAGUAACAGAACAACGACCAUUCAAAAUUCUCUUCAUUUGUUAUUUCUAGGCUGUUCUAAGUAAAGAUGUCGUUGUGCUUGUCAUCUUCGUCAUCACUCUUCUCCAAAUCCUUCAAUAGCAACACCAAAUCUGUUAUUCCCCGCUUCACAGCUUCUGCCGAUGUUCCAGACUUCCUUUCUGUCGAUUGGUUGGAAUCUCGCAGGAAGAGACCUUUUGGUCCAAGAUUAAGUUUUAGUGCAGAAGAAUCUGUUCAUUACCAACUUGAUGCAUUGAUGUUCAAUGAUCAACCACGUCCAGAUUAUGGGGUCGAAGUCAUGUACAGGUUUGCUGGAUUUGAUCCUUUUGAAAGAUCUCUGUAUUUCGGUCCUUCUUUUGAUUUGGGACAGUUUGAGCGAUUCAGACGAAUUUUCCACCAUUCAACAUAUCGCGUUUUACUAAAUCACAAGGAGAGAAAGAUCUUAAGCACUUUAAAUGUUGAGGAGAAUUGUUACAAGCAGAGGGUUUGGAUACGUGGGGCUCGACCCGAAGAAGAAGAAACAUUUCAGUUUACAAUGGUUCAAAGAGUUGGUGGGUUUUGGGAUGGUUAUUGGCUGACGGAAUCUCUUCUUCAUGAUGGAGAUAGCUUUUCCGGUGGGGUGGCAUACUGAAAAACCACCGUGAAUAGGGUGGUGGAACUUUGUGAAUAAAUGUUUCAACAUUUUCUAUUUUUAUAUGUUUAUAAAUAAAUGUUUAUAAAUAAAUUAUAGGUAACUAGAUUACAUAUAUUUGUUGUCAUUAUCAUGUAUACUUGAUAAUAUAAGCUCAUCUUGUUGCACUAAAUCUUGUUAAUUUAUUAUUAUUAUUAUUUA